This is a messenger RNA of Kwoniella botswanensis, 474 nucleotides long. RefSeq lists its product as uncharacterized. Gene Ontology annotation, molecular function: N-acetyltransferase activity. Bases 1 to 474 code for a protein of 157 amino acids. The record is from RefSeq and is a predicted model, not a curated record. The transcript is spliced from 7 exons. Lineage: Eukaryota; Fungi; Basidiomycota; Tremellomycetes; Tremellales; Cryptococcaceae.
AUGGAGAAGGAGUUACCUGCUUACUCGAUACGAAUAGCCAAGACACCCGAGGACAUACAGAGAUGUAUGCAGAUAAGGAAAGAAGUAUUUAUUGACGAGCAGGGCUAUGAUAUAAAGGUAGAAACCAACGAUGAUGAUCAUCGAAGUACACAUUUCUUGCUGGUCUUGUCAGAGAACGAUCAAGCAGUAGGUACAAUAAGAUUGAUUGAUGAGAACAAUCAGUUAGGAAGAUUCGCAAUACUGAAACAGUAUAGGGGACAAGGUCUAGGCGUACCUUUGAUAGAGGCUUUACAUGAUCAUGUGAGGGAGCAAGGUGGUAAAGAAAUAUGGUGUCAAAGUCAAGCCGCAGAUCCGACGCAAGGCGGAGUGGACGCUACGGGUUUCUACAAGAGGUUGGGGUAUGUAAAUAGAGGUGAGAAGUAUAUCAAAGAAGGGACUGUCCAUCAAGAUAUGGUGUAUACUAUACCACAAUAG